Podospora anserina S mat+ is the source of this 1377-nucleotide messenger RNA. RefSeq lists its product as uncharacterized. The annotation marks the transcript as partial. The transcript has 3 exons. NCBI's taxonomy places the organism in Eukaryota, Fungi, Ascomycota, Sordariomycetes, Sordariales, Podosporaceae. Gene Ontology annotation, cellular component: nucleus. The record is from RefSeq and is a predicted model, not a curated record. Gene Ontology annotation, biological process: tRNA splicing, via endonucleolytic cleavage and ligation. Gene Ontology annotation, molecular function: polynucleotide 5'-hydroxyl-kinase activity.
GCCACCUGCCGACUGCUCUCCGGAACCGCCGAGCGCGACGGCACCGAGCUCGCCCAGACAAAAACCUACAACCUCACCCGCUGCCGCUCCAAGAUCGUCACCUUCACGGGCGCCACGCUCGAAAUAACGGGUGAAUUCGAGUCCGAGCACGUAAAACACUACCCCCAUUCUGCCGACUCGCCUUUUGCCGCCUAUCUGAACUUGCACUUCCUCCUCCAGGCACGGAGGUCGCAGAGCAGCAGUGGGAGUGGGAGUGGGCCGAGGGUUAUGAUUUGUGGCCCGCCGGCGAGCGGGAAGAGCUCGCUGGCGAAGAUGCUGAUUGGUUGGGCGACGAGGCAGGGGGAGCAGCCUGUGCUGGCGACGGUGGAUCCGAGGGAUGGGAUGUUGGCUUUGCCGGGGACGUUGUCGGCGGCGGUGUUUGCUACGGUGAUGGAUGUGGAGGACCCGGAGGGGGGGGUUGGGGUGGGGUGUACCCCGUCUAGUGGGCCGAGUGCGGUGCCGGUGAAGUUGCCGGUGGGGUAUUACUUUGGGAGGGAGAGGGUGGAGGAUGAUGAGGGGCUUUGGAAGGAUCUGGUGAGACGGUUGGGGAGCUCGGUGAGGGCGAAGACGGGGGGGGAUCAAGGGGUGAGGAGGGGAGGUGUGGUUGUUGAUACCCCGGCCGUGGAGGUGAGGAAGGGGGAGGUGAAGGUAAAAGGGGAGGAUGGAGAGGAAGAGAGGGAAAGGGGGGGAGGGGUGGAGGGGUUGAUGCACGUCAUUAGAGAAUUUGCUGUCAAUAUCGUUAUCGUGCUUGGGUCACCAGACUUGGAAGCUAAGUUGAGGCGCCGAGAUAGGAAGACACCACUAGGGGAGCCGAUUGAGAUUGUGAAUCUUGACAAACCUGAUGGAGUGGUGGAGCAAGACAGACAGCAUCUGCUCUCGUCACGCAAGGCUCUGAUCAAGGAUUACUUUUUUGGCGAUUCCAAGCGAGCUCUUAGUCCUUCGGUGCAGUCGUUUAGUUUUGACGACGUCGUGAUCUUUAGGGCCGUUGAUGGUAAGCGUCCUGGAUCUGAAUCAUCAUACAUACAACGGCUAAUACAUGAACAGCCAUGGAUCUCGACGACCCGAACCAGGUUCUGGAGCACGCAGAGAUCUCAGAGGAAAUGUCACACUGGACACUGGCGGUCAUGGAUGCCUCGGUCAAUGACCCCCUGGAGACAAUACGACAGGCGCCUGUCAUCGCGGCCGGUUGACUCGGCCGAUGGUCUGGGGACGGUGGCCGGAGCCGUAUGUCAACCUGUUGGGUUAGAGCAAUUGGCGGUAAUACAAGCAAAGGCCAUCUACAAUACAUAUUGUCUCAUGGUUCCCACUAUGUCUUUCUCCCAGUAUGUCUUUCUCUAG